This is a messenger RNA of Anopheles stephensi (Asian malaria mosquito), 7730 nucleotides long. It is a transcript of the gene tgo, whose product is annotated as aryl hydrocarbon receptor nuclear translocator homolog. The coding region runs from base 1558 to 4185 and encodes 875 amino acids. NCBI's taxonomy places the organism in Eukaryota, Metazoa, Arthropoda, Insecta, Diptera, Culicidae. Gene Ontology annotation, cellular component: cytoplasm; transcription regulator complex; nucleus. The transcript has 13 exons. Gene Ontology annotation, molecular function: DNA-binding transcription factor activity, RNA polymerase II-specific; RNA polymerase II cis-regulatory region sequence-specific DNA binding; protein dimerization activity. The record is from RefSeq and is a predicted model, not a curated record. Gene Ontology annotation, biological process: regulation of transcription by RNA polymerase II.
AAUCGGAAAGCUUUCGUCGAGUUCGGACGUGUGUGGAGAGAACGCCGCGUGCGUACGGGUUUUUCCUUUCCAUUCUCGGUUUGUGUGCGGCUGUGUACGUGUUUCUCGUGUGUCGCUCGGGAGUGCAGCAACUGUGGAAGCCUACUUUUUCCUGUGCGACUCCUCCUUGCUGGCCGGAUAUUAAUCGCGAACCAACACGGUAGUGUGAAAUAAAAGAGGUUGCUUUUAACACUAAAAAUACCGUGUUCAGUUUUGACAAUAUUAGAAGAAGUUGUGGGAGAAGAAUCGAAUUUUGUCAAGGUGCAAGUGCAGUGAUUUGUGUUGUUAGGAUACAGUAAGACGCACACAGGUCCGUUCAAUAGUAUAAAAUAUCAUCAGGCAACCCGACGCGUUCCGACGGAAGUUUUGCGGUGCGAGCAGGAGAGCAAAAAAAAAAAGGUGAAAAGCGCGUGAAAAGUGGAAUUAAAUAAAGGAGGGAAAUAGUGUGCCGAGUGUGAAUCCUCAACACAUCGUUUGCAAUAUUUUCCCCGUCGGCAGUCGGCCGUUUACUGUGAAGUUGAAGUUUUUCAUUUCCCCGCGCGUGUGAGAGUGUGUGUGCGCCAUCGCUAGUGCAUCGGUGUUGGCGAAGAAGAGGCCGGGGUCGAAUUCGGUGCGUGUGUGUGACAGUGUUUGUUUUUGUGCUUGUUUGUUGAGUAAAUGAAGUGUAUGAAAUAAUAAUAUUUAAAAAAAUCGUAUCGGUAUCUCUACUACAAGUGACGGAUCGGCGGAAUGCAUCGAGUGCGUUAGGAUGUGCAGUUUUGGGCUUGUUGUUUUUUUCUGUUUUGUGUCACUUUCCCCGUGCGAGUAGCUGCUGAAUGCAUUCACGGCCAAUUGCAUCGAGGGUGGUGUGGAUGAUCCCCCCCAAAACGGUCGGUGGAUGAUAUGUUAAGCAGUGCUAAAUUGUAGCCCUUUUUUUGCUUUGUGUUCGGCCGGAAUAGCGCAACAUGUGGAUGGAGAGAUGAAAGAUUAAUGCAAAAAAAUAGUACGAGCACACUCACUAACGAGAGGGCGUGUGUGUGUGUGUUGCGUGUGUGUGUGGAUAUAGGAGUUAAGCAGAUCAAUUAUCGGCGGAUGUAUCGGAUUGUGGAGUUGCUGGAGUAGGAGGCAGUAGUAGCUGCUGCUGGGACGGGCCUCCCCACGGGACGAUUGAGGGCGAGAGAUUAUUGUGCAUUUGCAUACCUACCACCCCGGUGCCCCGGACAUUGGACGCCGGAAACGCGUCUAGUAGUUCCUGCUCGUCGCUGGUGUAGAAGACCCGCACGCUGGAGCGCGUGUUAGAAGAGUUUCUGAGUGUAAUCCAGGCAGAGUGAGAGCGAUAGAGCGUUGAUAUCGCGUUGCGCCCGACAAAUUCUACUCCGGUGUAGAAAAUUGCAACUACAACAAUUACCAACACCAAAAAGAAGACAAAAAAGAGUACAGACAACCCGUCAAAGGUCGAACGCGUGUUGCGAGGCGAACUUUGAGGACGCAACCUAGAUCAAAACGUUUUGCAAACUGGAACCAUAUGACGUAAGCACGAUGUACGCGUACGCGCAGGGUGGAUCGCAAGGUCCGCCACAUUACGCGACACCGGGCAACGCGUACCUGGCCGGACCGCACCAUCACCAUCCGUACCCGGCCUACCACCACGGUGGUUCACCGACGCCGCCUUCAACCAUCACCUCGUUCAACAAUGUACCUGGCCCCUCGACGCUGCUCGGCCACCAUUACGCCUCGCCACACCACAUGCCACCGCCGCCGCCCCCGCCCCUCCCGAGUGCGGCCAGUGCGGCCGGUGUUGCCGCCGUCACCCACAACCAUCAGCAGGCGGCAGCGGCAGCAGCGGCGGCGGCGGCAGCAGCCGUUGCGGCCGGCGUCUCGCCAAUGCAAACUGACCCGCAGCUAACGGAGCUGGCGCCCUCGCUGGGCGGAAUCACCAAACGAAGAAGGUCUGAUGAGGAUACAUCCAGUGGUAACAAAUACAACAGAAUGGACGAAGACAACGUGCAGGACAAGGAGCGCUUCGCCAGUAGGGAAAACCAUUGCGAGAUCGAGCGGCGGAGGCGAAACAAAAUGACUGCCUACAUCACGGAGCUGUCGGACAUGGUGCCGACCUGCAGUGCCCUGGCGCGGAAACCGGACAAGCUGACGAUCCUGCGGAUGGCCGUCGCGCACAUGAAGGCAUUAAGAGGAACCGGCAAUACCAACACGGAUGGGUCGUACAAACCAUCCUUUCUUACCGAUCAGGAGCUGAAGCACCUGAUACUGGAAGCCGCAGAUGGAUUUCUGUUUGUGGCGGGCUGUGAUACAGGACGCAUCAUUUACGUGUCCGAUUCGGUGACACCGGUGCUAAACUACUCCCAGAACGAAUGGUACAGCGGGAGCCUUUUCGAUCACAUCCACCCGGACGACAUCGAGAAGGUGCGCGAGCAGCUCUCGACGCAGGAACCGGUCAACAGCGGACGGAUACUGGACCUCAAAACUGGCACAGUCAAGAAGGAAGGCCAUCAAUCAUCGAUGAGAUUAUGCAUGGGAUCGAGACGGGGGUUUAUCUGUCGGAUGCGAAUCGGACCGCUAACGCCAGAAUCGAUGGCCCUCGGGCAUCUGAACCGACUGCGAAGGAAAAACUCACUCGGUCCCUCCGUGGACGGUCACAACUACGCGGUAAUGCACUGCACGGGGUACAUCAAGAACUGGCCACCGACAGAUAUGUUUCCAGGGGUCACGAUCGACCGGGGGCAGGACGACGAGCUGCACAACACGCACUGCUGUCUGGUGGCGAUCGCACGGCUGCAGAUCACCUCCUCCACCACGGCGAACGAUCUGAACGCGAACAAUCCGAACGAGUUUAUCUCGCGCCACGCCAUGUGCGGCAAGUUCACGUUCGUCGACCAGCGGGUGAUCGGUGUGCUGGGCUACCAGCCGGUCGAUCUGCUCAACAAAAGCUGCUACGAUUUCUUCCACCCGGACGACAUUGCUCAUAUGAAGGAAAACUUUGACCAAGUGCUGAAGCAAAAGGGCCAAAUGUUCUCGGUCAUGUAUCGGUUCCGGGCGAAGAACAAGGAGUGGGUUUGGAUGAGAACGCAGGCGUACGCCUUCCUCAACCCGUACACGGACGAUAUCGAGUACGUGGUGUGUACGAACAGUUCGGCAAAGGCACUCCAUUCGUCCCACGACACGGUAACGGCACCGGAGCAAACGGAAACACCUGUCGCGUCCUAUCCGGCACCCGGGCUGGAUUAUACGCUGCCGGGCCGAAGGGACACCACACCCGCGAGCAAUAUCUACAAUCCUCACAAUCUGAUUUCACACUUGCCAUCGCAGCCGCAGACAGCAGCGCAGGCGGCCGCCGCUAGCAGUAUUCAACGACCGGAAAGCGCCCACAAUGCCGUGCAGUACAGCUACAAUCCGACCCCAUCGCCAAUACAAUACGGUUCACCGGGAACGCCUAGUGGUGGUGCGACGGGUGCGUUGGGGCAUCUUCCCAAAACUAACAAUACCUCGCCAACGCCGGCAGCCACUGCGUGGACCCUGCGACAGCCACAACCCGUCACCGAAGGUUACCAGUACAGUGAACUAAGUCCGAACCGGUCACCGACCGGGCCAACCUACACCCAGCUUAACGCAUCUCGUCAAACGUCCACCUUUACACCAUCAUCGCAAGCCGGACCGGGUAUCUGGAGCGGUUGGCAAUCGCACCAUCACGGUACCGGCCCGGAACCGAUGCAAACGGGAGGAUCCGGCGGUACGACCAACGGGCCCGGCUCAUCACACACCUCUGUUGGGCUGGCGCAGGAAAUGGCCACCGACAACGCCCAACAGCACAUGCAACAGCAACAACAUCCAGCCCUGCACGGGGCAGGCGGUGGCGGUGGCGGUGCAGGUGGCGGCGGUGGUGCUGGAACCGGUGGCGGAGGAGGUGCUCCACAUCACGUACCGCCACACCCACAGCACCCGCACGCCCAUCAUCCGGUGCAGCAUCCGCACCAUCCACACCAUCACCAUCAUCACCAUCCGGGGCAGAUCCAUCCCGGGCAUCAUCCGGUCGUUGGGCAGCAUCCGGGCCAGGGGCACGAGCUAACCGAUAUGCUGCAGAUGCUCGACCAGAGCGGGACUACCUCGUUCGAGGACCUAAACAUACACAUGUUUAACACACCGUUCGAAUGAAACCUGCUCUAUUACGGUGGCUACAACAGCAGCAGCUACAACAGCAACAACAGCAACGGCAACAACAGCCACUCCGCGCCGGGAGUUGAACCUGCCGCCCAGGGCAGCUACUCCCUCGGUACGUCCGCUUCCUCCUAUUCGUCCACCAUCUGCGCUUCCUCCGCUUCCAACACCAGCAGCAACAGCAACAACAACAACAACAACAACAGCAGUGGCAGCAACACAACCGCCUCCGUAAUGGCGGUCGCUGCAGCAGCUGCCGCAGCCGCCGCCGCCAUAUCAUCAACCGCACCUUCCUUCCCGAUGCUGCCCACGACCGCGUCGAUAGUCGGCGGACGGCCCGAACCAAUGGUGCUCGGCGACCCGGUGACGAUGGCGCCCGGUGGCUUUAACGGGCUCGGGUACGGAAUGAUGGUGCAUGAACAUAUGUAAAUAGUAAUUGGGGGAAAAAAAACUAAGCAACAAGUGAGAGGUGUGAAUGAAGAGAGCGAAGAAAGCAAAAGGUGAGUGGUGUGGGCUCCAACACCAAUCAACAUCCCCAGAAAACAAGCCGCCAGCAACAGGUCUAGAAGAAUUGUGUCCUCGAUGCACGCUUCGUACAUGCGUUUGUGUCUUCUUUCGUGUAGAAUUAUUGUGGCCAACAUUAUACGAAGGACGGACUCGGGGGGGGGGGGGACCACGUGCUACCUAACCCUCAGUGCGAUGGUUACGCUCAGCAAGGUUUUAGUCGUCCGAUUGUUUUUCUUUUAGAAUUAAAAUUCGUUUGAGUUUUGAGUUUUUAAUUCAGGACAAUGUACAGUGCGCGGUGCUAGUGGCGCUGCUGCUUGUACUGUUAUAGUUCCAAGCAAUCUUAAUUUAUUAACAGACGAGACACGCUGCCCAAAAUCCUCCCAAUAGGCACUCUUUGUAGGGUCAGUGCGUCUGCUAGGUAAUGAGUUUCAUUUCAAUUUCCCCUCUAAAGGUCACGCUGGAAUCGCCCAAAAUACUUCUAGUGAAAAACAAGAAUUCGUCCCGGGAAAAAAAUCGUGUACAGUACAGAUUAUUUUUCCGUUUUUUUAUCAUCUUUACUGUAAUGGAUAGUUAAUGGCGAGAUAGACCCCCAAAAAAGAGAGGAAAUCUAGGUGCAAGACGGAUCUGCCUGUACAGCUUUCUUUCAAACUCAACACACCCGCCACACCACAGCAAAGAAAGGGGAAAACUUUAGCAAGAUUCAGCAACAAUUGUUGUCUCGGAAGGCACUCUACAGACAGGAUGAUGCGACAGAAGGAAAAUGGCGAAAAUUUAAGCUACUCAAAUCCAUCUUUGAUGCGGAAAUGAACACGCUUAAAAGGUCCUAUCAAACCAAAUUCCUCUAAGAGUUAUCAAUAACAUUCUGGCAUUUAGAACAGUACAACAGGAUCAGGAUUGUACUUGUUAGACGACCACAAAUGAUGAGAUCGUCGUGAUUUUAACGCAUUUUUGAGCAACUUUUUCAACUUCAGGGAAGUGAACCUAAACCAAGGGAAGUAACUCUGAUCCUUCGAUAUCCUUAAAUCCACCUCAGAGAUCAUGGAUUGCACCAGCCAGAUGCUUGGUUUACAGCUUGAACUUCAGUUUCUCGGGAACAUCCUCACGUUUAUCCCUCGCAAAUGAGGCAAUAUGUGUGUCUAUUUGCGUUAGCAGUUGCGUGAAAGUCUUUUUUGAUAACUCUCCGCAAGGAUUUUUCAGCAAUAUGGUGUUGUGGCUUAAAGAUGGAACGAAUUUUAUCAAGCUUGCAGACGUCCUUGGCCCUUUUUUUCUAGGCUGUUCGUACCUUAGGAUCACUUCCUACAUGGCAACUUCUCUAGCCAUUCAUUUGCAAUAUUGUACAGUUCGAUUUUUGUCUGAUGUAGCUCUACUCAGCAAGCAUGAAAAUAUGAGUUAUUAGCUAAAUUUUCGCCCUUUCUUUUUCUGUCGCUCGCUGUGUCAAGUACAGUUCAAGUACAGCAAAGCCAGGCGCGUAAGAUGCACAUCGGGAAGGGCAAUGUAAAAUAAUGAACCACCCGCGCGUGAUGAUCCUUCCUCAUACUCACUGCUACCGUUACGCCGAGGUGAGUGAGAAUGCUAGUGUGCGAAGAAAACGAAAAAGAAAACCAACCAGCUCUAAACAUAAUUUAAAUAAUCUUUUGAACACACUAAUUUAAACGUAGAUAAGCGGUAGGGUAAGUAAGCGUGUGAAAGAUAAUGGUGCCGAUAGGAAGGGAUGAGAAGGGGGGGAGCAGCAAUACACAUAAGCGGACGGAGGAAAGGAUGCUUCAUCGCCAAACAGAACUAAAAGUAUGGUGGAUAUGGUCGUAUGCAAGUUAGUUAGUUUCGCGGGCGCGCCUCAGCCCACGACGCGACCGAGCUGGUUUAAUCAAUCGUAUUUGUUAGUUAAUUUGCAAAAAUGGCGGUAAAAUAGGUGCGAGAUUUCUUCCGAAGCAACUUCCUUCCGUUAUGGCGCUCGUCCAGCUCCGAAAGCUCUUUCAGUGUAUGAAGCAAAAGCGUCACCGCUAUGGAUUUGGUUUUUUUCACAAACCCGUACACAAAACUUCCAACGUCGGCAGGAUUCCAUUAUGUUAAACUACACGACAGGCUUUCUAUUUAGUGGCCACUAGGAAAAAGGAAAAGCGAUGCGUGUGUGUGUGUGUGUGAGUAAGGAAAACGUGUUUCGUCCAGCUGAUAAAAAAUUGCUUAACCUUUUAUCAUUUUGCCUGGGAGCAAGCGGAAUGAUGAAGAGACGGAUCAACGUUAAGAAAAUAUCAUCAUUGAAGAACAAAAUUAUUAGCUUGUUUCGGUUCGUCUGUAUAAAGCGGAAAAUUGUUUAGUGUAGGAUUUAAACUUUAAAACAACACACACACACUCACACACUCCCAACACGGAGAAGAAAAUCAGAAGAGGUAAAGGUAACAGUGUGGGAAAAAGCUCACACACAAGAAAGGAACACAGCAUUACUAAUUAGAGAAAGAAGCACAGAAUGCGAAUAGAUUAAUAGACGGAAGAAGAAGGUAGAAAAGCGAAACGAAACGAUGAAUGUAUGGGUGGACAUUAUGCACAUAUUAUGGCAGAUGCUAACGCGUGAACAUACAUAUAUAUAUAUAAAUAUAUAUAAAUUGCAUAUAAAUAUAGAUAUAAACAGAAGCUGCGAGAAGAAAAGUAGACAGAGCGAGAGAGAAUGAAACCAAGAGCGAAUGUGUACUCCAUUUUUUUAAGUAAACCAAUGUGUGAAUGAACCGUAGACGACAAAGAGCAAUUUGCAAAAAAAAAAAACAAAAGAAAAUGGCAAGAAAAAAUGUAGAAACCGUGUGGGAGAUGGGCGUGCUGGUGGAGCUAGGAGCAACGUGUUGUUCGUGUCAUUCAAAAACUCACAAUCCACAGCCUCGCCACGGUGAAACGGUGUGGAAAUCAUUUGAAAACUAAAAGCUAAAAAAGGGGUGGGAAAGAAUCGAAGCAAAGUGUCGUGGGUGCGAAAUAGACGAGAGAUAUAAAUUACUAAUUCAAGGAAGAAAAUCAAGUUUAAUAUAAUAAAAGAAAACUUAAAAAAUAUA